Messenger RNA from Pseudo-nitzschia multistriata, 2157 nucleotides. The record is from the annotation of a GenBank genome assembly. NCBI's taxonomy places the organism in Eukaryota, Bacillariophyta, Bacillariophyceae, Bacillariales, Bacillariaceae.
GGUUUUUAUUGAACACUGAUUCCUACUACUAAUACAGUGCCUUCGACUUCCACUGCCACCGAAGCAGACCAAUUCUUGUUUUCUUUUUCUCUCGUUGCCGUUGGUGGUAGGCAUUGCGCCUCCACGACUCACUCACUCUGGGAAUGAAAUGAAAACCUGCGACAAUACGUACAUGCUGUACGGAUAUUACGAGCAGAAAUCCUAUGGCUAGGACUGACUACCAGUACGAGUACUCGUACAACACGUACUCGUAGGAGGACGACCUCGUAAGGAUACAAACCGUUGCGUACAAAGCAAGUUUUGAUUCUCUUUUCCACACAAAAAUGAAGAACACACGAAACGAAAAACAAUGACAACUUCUCUGGCGCCCCAAUUUUUGGACCUCCAAUAGCGCUGUUGCCACUAGCGCCUGGAUGCGACCGAACAUGAGCAGUACCGCUACUACUACCACUAAGCAACAAAUAGGAAGAGGGGAUGGCGAGACCCCCUCGUUCCUUCCAUCGGCCGCUUCGGCAUCCACUCUCCGCCGUCGGCGGAGAAACAGUUCCCUGGCUUUGACACCACUGCUUUUGUGCCUUUGUUGGUGCUUGUGUUCUCCCAUCGGGAAGCUGGACUCGCCAUCGCGGCUGCUGUUGGUGGUGGGAGCGGAGGGAGGAUCACCGCCCCCGCCGAGGAGGAGAACCAAGGUUCCGCGUCCGGGAAGGGAGCUCCACGGGAGCAAAAGGACCGCCGCUGUGGCGAGCAAACCCAAAACCAAGCCGAGCCUCGCGAAACGGAUGCUCGACGACCUCUUCGGGAAUGCUUCCUGCGAUCGAAGAGAAGGCCUUCUCGUCGUGGCCGCCGCGGCACUCUUUAGCCUCAACGCCGGAUUCCUCAACGGGAUCACCGUGUCCUCCGCCUUUCUGGCCGGGAAGGAGGCGGUCCGGGACAAGAAUUCCGGCUGGAUCCUCAACCCGGGGACGGAAAUGGUGGCCGGCUGUGCGGGCUCCGUCACCCGGAACGCCCGCGCGUUUGCGGACUUUUCGACCAUGUCCCCCGUCUUCUGGUACACCCUCGGGCUCCUCGGUGCGUACGGGGGGGGUGCCGCCCUCGCCGGCUUUCUCAACAAGGAAACCAACACGGCCUACGCGCUCGAGCCACGCUACGGGACGUCCUUUCUGCUGGCGGGCGUCCUGCUCACGGCGGCGCAGGCGGUGGUGGCCACCGGCGGGCCGUCGGCCCUCGUCUUUUUCGCCGCCACGGCGUCCCUCGGGAUCCAGAACGGGGUUGUCUCGCUCUACAGCGCCAACCUCAUCCGUUGCACCAUGACCGGGGUGGCCACCGACGCGGGCCUGGCGCUGGGUCGGUGCCUCCACGGAGAUUACCGCACCGCCUCGGCGGGGGCGGUCCGGUGCGGGAUCAUCGCCUUCUUCUGGGCCGGUGGGAUGCUGGCGUCCCCCUCCGUGGCAUCGCUCGGCCACAGAGCGCUCUGGAUCAACGCCGGGGUCUUUUACGGCCUGGGCCUCGGCUGCGCGGUGCGCUGGAGGCACGGGCUGGGCGGGGCCGCCACGCUCUGGCAGGCAAUGCUGGGCAGCUGGAACCCCAGGGAAGCGGCGGCGGUGGUCCUCGGCUCGAGCCCCCCGGCCCUUGCCGCCCGGGAGGGGUGGAGGGCGCUGUUUUCCGGGGACGAUCGUUUCGCCGCGAACCGGGGUGCGAGAGCAGCCGGAAGGGAGCAGGCAAGGCUCACGGAGGCCGAGUUCCUCGCGCGGCUGCGGCGGCACGAAGGCCUCGGCCAGGGGAUCUCUGCGUUUCGGGCGAGGUUGCUCUUCCGGGCCGCCGAUGUGGACCAAGACGGGACCGUGGGCCUCGGGGAAUGGGAAGCGGUCCUCACCACCGGUGAAUCGGGUGGGACAAGCAGCAGCACCGAGUGAUACGCCAUUCCACUUUUAUCUACGUUGCGAUCGGUCGGUACCGUGCUAUUCGGAGCACCAGACAAGUACGAAUCACACUGCCGCUACCAAGAUUUUGGUUUAUGGCUGGGGCAAGAACCACAAGGAACCCCAUCAUGAUUGCAAGGACUUCUACUUCCAUUAAAAAAAAUCGGUGGAAGAAAAAGGAGGUUCUCAUAGAUGAUUCAUUAUCCUUGGACCUGUUCCUGAAUAACAUUCAGGAAAGAAG